AUGUUACCUACUGAAGGAUGUUCUUCUGUGAAACAUGAUUGGCCUAAAGCUUCUAAUACAGUUGUGCCUAGUACGUUUAAGAAACCUCUCGGUGGUGCGAAAAGGAUGGGAAAAACUGGUCGUCUUGGUGCACGGAAGCUUACUACUAAGACAAUGGAAAAUCUCUAUGACCAGGAACCGGAAGAAGUUGCACCGGUUAUUCCUGCUGUUUCUUCAACUAAUAACGGCCGAACCAAAUCACCAGCUGGUUUGUUUAAGUACAAUGACGACUUGCAGCCAAGUACUUGCUCCAUGUCAAAGCAUCCAUCACGCUUCUCUCUAGAAGGCAUAUUGAACACGGCCAUGAAAUCACGCGGUGGUACGCUAGAGUUUCGCUCCCAUGUUACUCCACCAGAGGAUCGAGCACUCGUCACUGUAGAUCCCUUAUUGGACUGGGUCAGGAAAUCACGCGGUCGUGCCAGUGGUACACUAGGGUUUCGCUCCCAUGUUACUCCACCAGAGGAUCGAGCACUCGUCACUGUAGAUCCCUUAUUGGACUGGGUCAGGAAAUCACGCGGUCGUGCCAGUGGUACACUGUUUCGCUCCCAUGUUACUCCACCAGAGCAUCCAGCACUCGUCACUGUAGAUCCCUUAUUGGACUGGGUCAGGAAAUCACGCGGUCGUGCCAGUGGUACACUAGGGUUUUGCAGCCAUGUUACUCCACCAGAGCAUCCAGCACUUGCCACUGUAGAACGCAUACUGGAAAACUGA
This is a messenger RNA of Arabis nemorensis, 750 nucleotides long. Lineage: Eukaryota; Viridiplantae; Streptophyta; Magnoliopsida; Brassicales; Brassicaceae. The record is from the annotation of a GenBank genome assembly.